AACUGUUCUUGUCAUUCUUCUCCUCCUCCUCCUCCUCCUUUCUCUUUUGAUCACAGGGAAGAACAGAGAUGGGUAGCUUAGAGGAGGACGAGCUGGUUCGGAUGGUACGAGAUUUCAUAGAAUCAGAAUCUCCUUCCCCGACGAACUCUUCUUCCUCGAACUGUCUUGCGUUGAGCCAUCGAACCCAGUAUCUUAUUCUGCAGGAUGUUCUGACGGGUGAGACAUCGUCGGAGGCCAAGGUUCUGAAGCAUGUGUUGAAGCAUAUGAAGGGAAGAAGAGAUACUAAGAGAAGCACGAGUCUGCGGAACUGGCUCGUCAAGAACCUUAAAAUCGAUGGCCUUCGUGCUUCUCUGUGCCAAACAUCCUGGUCCACUUCCUUAGGUUGUCCAGCUGGUGAAUAUGAGUUUAUUGAAGUGAUAAAUGAAGGUGAGAAUGGUAGAACAGAGAGGCUAAUAGUAGACAUAGAUUUCAGGUCUCAGUUUGAACUAGCAAGGCCGACACAAUACUACAGAGAAAUGAUAGAUUCAGUGCCAGUGAUAUUUGUUGGGAAUGAAGACAGAUUGUGUAAGAUAAUCUCCUUGUUGUGCACUGCAGCCAAACAGUCCCUUAAACAGAAAGGUCUUCAUGUUCCUCCAUGGAGAACAACUAGUUACAUGCAAUCCAAAUGGCUCUCUGGGUCUCGCAAAGAGCUUGAAAAUCCCAGAAACGAUUAUACUGGUUCUGCAGAAAUUGGCAACUGGGUUCCUCCAAUGGUGAAGCCUAGGAAAAUGGAUUUGCCUUCUGCUUCUUCUGCUUUGUCUUGUCAAUUCUCUAAUAUGAGCUUAAAUUGUUGCAAUGUCUAGCCAGACUGCAGAGUUAUUAUAGUCCAGUUUUGGGUCUACUUUUCUAGUUGAUCCCCAGCAGAAUCCUUGUAGAGUCAAUGCAAUUUUGUCUCCAGGCAUUAAACUUUUCAAGUUUUGUUUAUAUUCUUGAAUAAUUUUUGGCUGACAAGGCAAGAGAGAUGGUCUGGUAUUAUUACUGAGUUCAUUGUAAGUGUUUAUGUGAUAAUAUAUAUAAACAUAUAAUUUAGAAAGGGAUUA
This is a messenger RNA of Neltuma alba, 1079 nucleotides long. RefSeq lists its product as uncharacterized. The record is from RefSeq and is a predicted model, not a curated record. Lineage: Eukaryota; Viridiplantae; Streptophyta; Magnoliopsida; Fabales; Fabaceae. Bases 69 to 842 code for a protein of 257 amino acids. The transcript is spliced from 3 exons.